AUACUUUUGAUCAUAUAAACUUUUUAACAACUGAUGGUCCAUUUUAAAGGUGAAUACAAUAGUUAUAGACCGAAUAAAUAUGAUAUGUCAAAUGGUUUACGUAGAGCAAGAGUACCGUUCUUAUAUAAAAACCUGUUAACUGGUUUCGUCAUUUUAACAUUCACGUCCACAGUUUACAUUUAUUCGAUAGCGGCUGUAAAUCAGGAUGAUUUUAGUGACGUUAAACCAAUGAGGAGGGAUAAGGAGAUUGAAUCAAUAAGUAAUAAUAUAACGUCAUCAUCCCCACCUUCAAAUCAACCACAACAUAGAGGAAUCUUGAAUAAACUUUUGGAAUUAAAUGGCUAUAAAACUUCAAGCAGUUUGAUCAUAAAUAACGCACCUAAUUUAUAA
This is a messenger RNA of Wallemia mellicola CBS 633.66, 390 nucleotides long. RefSeq lists its product as hypothetical. The transcript is spliced from 3 exons. The record is from RefSeq and is a predicted model, not a curated record. Lineage: Eukaryota; Fungi; Basidiomycota; Wallemiomycetes; Wallemiales; Wallemiaceae. Gene Ontology annotation, cellular component: mitochondrial inner membrane. Gene Ontology annotation, biological process: mitochondrial respiratory chain complex IV assembly. Bases 34 to 390 code for a protein of 118 amino acids.